Molecule: messenger RNA, 1294 nt
Organism: Carya illinoinensis
Lineage: Eukaryota; Viridiplantae; Streptophyta; Magnoliopsida; Fagales; Juglandaceae
Product: autophagy-related protein 8f
Exons: 7
Coding region: 660-1049 (129 amino acids)
Biological process (GO): cellular response to nitrogen starvation
Source: RefSeq, a predicted model, not a curated record
AACCAUGGUCAGUGAGUGAAUAGCCAUGUUGGAGGGUAUCUUCUUCGAGACCUUUAAAGAGUUGGUGAAUAUUAACAAUGGUUAAGAUCGCAGAGCUAGUCUUCUUCAACUGAAAAUGAAACUUUCCUAAUUCAUUAAACCCCAGAAGUCAUUCUCUUGAAAGUGUGGAGUUCUUUCAUCCAAUUAUCGGGGGUCAUGUUCUUUCCAUAGUUAGUUUCCUUCCAAGUAAGUUCAUAAAAUCAAUUCAAUUUGAAUAUCUGAGACGCUUCUCAUUCAAGUCUCAGUUUAAACAGUUUCAUGAGAGGAUUCUAACAUGGAGACUGGAGAGUAUACCCACUUAAUAAUCAAAGAACUGUUUGGAAAAAUAAAAAAAAUGAAACCACUCGUUUUUGCUUUUACGGAAGUACCCCUAAAUUCGUCAAAAUCAAAGUACAUCAAAUUACAAAGAAACGUAAUUAGCAACGGGACGAAACGUUGGAGGCGGAUUCUAGAAGGAGCUGUCCUCAAUAAUGGUUUCAUCAUUAUCAUCAUCAACUCUUAUCUUGCAUAGAUCAUAUUUGUUUCCCUUGAUUUCUGCAGAAAUGUACCAAAAAAGAAAAGACAGUAUUAUGUUCGGGCUGUAGUUCUUAAGUCAAGCAAUUUCAGUAAAUCAAACAAGAAUGGCGAAGAGCGUAUUCAGGCGAGAGCAUGACUUGGCUCAAUUCCAUUCAUCUAUGGUGGCUUUAUUCGCAGAACAGAGGCGUGCUGAAGCUGCGAGAAUUAGGAAGAAAUACGCUGAUAGAAUUCCGGUGAUUGUAGAGAAGGCUGAGAGAAGUGAUAUCCCCUACAUCGACAAGAAAAAAUACCUUGUCCCAGCUGACCUGACAGUGGGCCAAUUUGUCUAUGUAAUUCGGAAAAGAAUUAAACUGAGUGCAGAAAAGACAAUCUUUAUAUUCGUGAACAAUGUCCUUCCACCAACAGGAACUAUAAUGUCCACCAUUUAUGAUCAAAAGAAGGAUGAAGAUGGAUUUCUUUAUGUUACUUACAGUGGGGAAAACACAUUUGGGUAGAGAUAAGAUUGUAAAGCCUGAUUUUCUCUUUCGCCGGUUUCCUAUCCAGAAUUUUCUGGCAUCACAAAACUGGCAUCGUGCCAACUGGAUGUACUUGUUCUGUGUCUAUCUGUACGGUUCUACUUUGUACAUAACAUAACAACAAAUUGUUUAUUGAUGUUCCUGGGACGUAAGAUAUCACAAGGGUUCUUCAGCGCCCUUGGGCAAAAGUGAUUCUGAACUACAUAGAAACUGAACUGACUGCA